This is a messenger RNA of Pediculus humanus corporis (human body louse), 348 nucleotides long. Its product is annotated as CHH XO-type, variant 4 precursor, putative. The transcript has 2 exons. NCBI's taxonomy places the organism in Eukaryota, Metazoa, Arthropoda, Insecta, Psocodea, Pediculidae. The record is from RefSeq and is a predicted model, not a curated record. Gene Ontology annotation, molecular function: neuropeptide hormone activity. Gene Ontology annotation, cellular component: extracellular region. Gene Ontology annotation, biological process: circadian rhythm. The coding region runs from base 1 to 348 and encodes 115 amino acids.
AUGCAUCAUCAGAGUCGUUUUGUCUUUUGCGGUGUCCUCGUGUUGUCCAUGCUCGGGUGUUGCCUAGUCCACCCCGCUUCGGUUCUCGGACACCCCCUUUCCAAACGAUCAUUUUUUGACAUACAAUGUAAAGGAGUCUAUGACAAAAGUAUUUUCGCAAGACUCGAUAGAAUUUGCGAGGACUGCUAUAAUUUAUUUAGGGAACCUCAAUUGCAUUCUUUAUGCAGGAAAAACUGCUUCACAACCGAUUACUUCAAAGGAUGUUUGGAUGUGUUACUUCUCCAAGACGAAAUGGAGAAUAUUCAAACCUGGAUAAAACAAUUACACGGGGCAGACCCGGGGGUUUAG